AUGUCGGCUGCUAUUGGUCGUGGCUGGAACCCUGCCAGUGGUUGGGACAGCGGUGAUCUUCCUCCUGGCCUUUCUCCCGCCGGGGUUGGUGGCUAUGUAGGCAUACCUGGCGCCCCAGUCGCUACAGGUCCUGUUUCCACUAUGCCCUUCGCAGGUAUGAAUGGCCCUUACGGUUAUCAAGCCUCCUCUUUCCCAUAUAGUCCCGGUCCUCCUGCCGCAGUAGGCCCCGUAUAUACGUGGCCAGCAAAUGGGUUUCAGCACCCUCUGCCUGUCUUUCCUAAUCAGCCUGGUGGUCCUCGCUACCCCAGUCCUCACCCUGUUGUCAGUUCCGACGCCCCUGCUCUAAACUUCCAGAACUCGACUGGCGGCAUGGGUUGUGAGCCUGGCUACAACUACUACUUCCCCUCCGAGCAUACCAAGAUCCAUGUCAUCAAGUCGCGCGACCCUCCGUGGCGUCUGCCUGCUGGUAUGAGCAUGAAUUUCGAAGCAUACCACGUCCCUGUCAUAGUUACGCUUGAGUGUUUGAUGAAUGGCUUUGGCGCAACCAAUCCUGUUGCCAAGAAGAACAAGAUCACCGAAGUUUGUGAGGGUGGCAAUAAUCGUUGGUACAAAGGUAUGACGUGGAGCGCCGAUGACGAGGAUGAGAUGAAAAAGACGCUCAAGGAGCUGGGCUGGGAUAAUUCUCGCAGUGGUCGUCCGCAUGAGAAGCCUGUUAUUUGGAUUUGGGUCACGAAGGAUUGA
Messenger RNA from Truncatella angustata, 741 nucleotides. RefSeq lists its product as uncharacterized. The record is from RefSeq and is a predicted model, not a curated record. The transcript has a single exon. NCBI's taxonomy places the organism in Eukaryota, Fungi, Ascomycota, Sordariomycetes, Amphisphaeriales, Sporocadaceae. Bases 1 to 741 code for a protein of 246 amino acids.